CCACUCAACAUGGCGACCUCCUAGAGGAUAGUACAUGCUCGUUUGUUGACAUUUUUCUAAAAAACACAUUUAGAAGUGAAUUGUUGACCUUCGGUAACUGUAACUAUGUCGAGACUCAUCGUUAAAAACCUCCCAAACGGGAUGAAGGAGGACAGGUUCAGGGCGAUGUUUGCUGCCUUCGGUACCGUGACAGACUCCACACUGAAGUUUACCAAGGAUGGAAAGUUCCGCAAGUUUGGCUUCGUGGGUUUUAAAGCGGAGGAAGAUGCAGACAGGGCUCUGAAACACUUCAACAAGAGCUUCGUGGACACGUCCAGAGUGACGGUGGAGAUGUGUAAGUCAUUUGGAGAUCCCAAUAAACCAAGAGCCUGGAGCAAACACACUCAGAGCUCAAGCCAAGACAAACCCGCUGCCAAGACUGAAACUGACAGCAAAAAGAAGAAGAAACAGAAAAAGGAAACCAAGGACACACUAGGAAAUCUGGAGGAGGAUCAGGGAUUCAAGGAGUUUCUGUCAGUGCAUCAGAAUCGAGGCCAAGCGCCCACGUGGGCGAAUGACACUGCACAGCAACCAGAAAAGACAAAGAAAAAGAAGAAGCCAGCUUCAGAUGAUUACCUCAACUUUGAUUCAGACCCAUCUGAGGAUGAGGAGGAGGAGGCAGAGCUUGAGGAAGAGGAAUAUGAUGAAGAUGAAGAUGCCACUAAAGAAGCACUCAAAUCUGGCUUGUCGGACAUGGAGUACCUGCGAUCAAAGGUGACAAAAACAAGUGACACCAUGGAGGAGGCUGAAGAUGAAGGUGUGGAUGAUGAAGAUGAGGAUCAUGGUCCUGUGCAGCACACUGACAGUGCCUAUGAGAGUGGUGACAGAGAAAAUCUUUCAAAGAUUAAAACAGCAGUGUCCUCUGAGGAUAAAAAGAAAGGCAAAGCAAAGAAGGCUGCAACAAAUGAGAUAGAACCAGCAACAGAGUUCACAGUGAAGCUGAGAGGAGCCCCUUUUAAUGUAAAGGAGCAACAAAUUCGUGAGUUCAUGACACCACUGAAGCCUGCUGCCAUCAGGAUUGGAAAGAAUGAAAGUGGAAAUAGAACAGGUUAUGUAUAUGUAGAUGUGUACUCUGAAGAAGAAGUGCAGAAGGCCUUAAAGAAGAAUAAAGACUACAUAGGAGGCCGUUAUAUUGAGGUUUUCCGUGUGGAUGCCUCUGGAGGUAAAAAGAAAGACUGGAAAGACAAAGAAAUUGACAGAAACUUUACUAGGAAGCUCAAGGAGGAUGAGGAGGAGGAAGAUGUUUCAGAGUCAGGCAGACUUUUCAUUAGAAACCUUCCUUACACGUGUACUGAAGAAGAAAUCGAAGAGCUGUUCGCUAAACACGGGCCUUUAUCCGAUGUGCUAUUCCCUAUUGACAGUCUAACCAAGAGACCAAAAGGGUUUGCUUUUGUAACAUACAUGAUUCCAGAACAUGCUGUGACAGCCCUGGCUCAGCUGGACGGACACGUAUUUCAGGGCAGGAUGCUUCACUUGCUUCCCUCCACAGUAAAAAAGGAAAAGCCUGAAUCGUCAGAUGGUGGUGGUCCUGGUUCCUCCUCUUACAAACGACAAAAAGAUGCUAAAAAUAAGGCUUCAAGCUCCAGUUCCCACAACUGGAACUCCUUGUUUCUUGGCACAAGUGCAGUAGCUGAUGCUAUUGCUGAAAAGUACAACACCACAAAAAGCCAAGUCCUUGACCAUGAGUCAAAGGGGAGUGUAGCAGUGAGGAUGGCUCUGGGUGAAACUCAGAUCGUACAGGAGACUCGACAGUUUCUUCUGGACAACAGUGUCAGUCUGGAUUCUUUUAGUCAGGCAGCAGCACCGAGGAGCAUGACUGUGAUCCUAGUGAAGAACCUUCCAGCCGGGGUGACGGUGUCACAGCUGGAAGAGCUCUUCUCUCCUCAUGGUUCGCUGGGCCGAGUGCUGCUGCCACCCUCAGGACUCACCGCCAUUGUUGAGUUCCUGGAGCCAACUGAAGCCAAACGAGCUUUCACCAAACUGGCAUACAGCAAGUUCCAUCACAUCCCAUUGUAUUUGGAAUGGGCACCUGUGGGAGUGUUUGUGGCCAAACCUGAACCAGUAUUAGAAAAGGAGGAUGCUGUAAAAGAGGAAAAUAUGAAAGAAGAGGAGAAAGAAGAAGAUGAUGAUGAGGAGGAGGAAAGCACUCCUGGUUCAACACUUUUCAUUAAGAAUCUUAACUUCAGUACAACAGAAGAGAAACUACAGGAGACCUUCUCCAAAUGUGGAAAGGUCAAGUCCUGCACCAUCUCCAAGAAGAAGGAUAAAGCAGGAAAGAUGUUGUCCAUGGGCUAUGGCUUUGUUCAGUAUCAGACAGCACAGGCAGCUCAGAAAGCCCUGAAGCAGCUGCAGCACUGCAGCGUCGAUGAUCACAAGUUAGAGCUGAAGAUUUCAGAGAGAGCCACAAGGGUUACCGAAGUGUCACACAAGAAGAAACAAUCUGAGAAAAAACAGACCGGGUCUAAGAUCCUUGUGCGAAACGUCCCCUUCCAGGCCACCGUCAGGGAAAUUCGAGAACUCUUCUGUACUUUUGGAGAGCUGAAGACAGUCCGACUUCCCAAAAAAGCAGCUGGAACAGGGAAUCAUAGAGGCUUUGGCUUUGUGGACUUCCUCACUAAACAGGAUGCCAAGAAAGCAUUUGCCGCACUGUGCCACAGCACUCAUCUGUACGGGAGACGUCUGGUGCUGGAAUGGGCUGAUGCUGAGGACUCAGUGGAGACACUGAGACGAAAAACAGCUGAACAUUUUCAUGUCGCUGCCAAAAAGCAACGAAAGGCCGAGGUACUGGAAGGAAUUAUGGAGUCUAUGGAGACUGAAGGGGUUGAAGACUGAGGUCUUUACUCGCUAUUGUCCUGACAGAAGAAACCAAGGCAUCUGAGUGAUUCUCUGUGAACUGACUUGCAAAAAAUAAGGACCUGAGUGUCAUGUGUAGACAGAAAAAAUGAAAUGAUCAAGUAAUUUAAAGUUUUGCAGAUCGUUGGAGCCUCAGGAUUUGUUAUAACCAUAUCUCUUGUACAGAACUGAAGCCUCAUAGGGACAUGUUUGGAUUCAUGUCUGCUUUUUUGUAUAAAAAUGUAUUUCAUUCUGUAAAUGCUAAAGUUUUAUGCCUCGUGUUUGUUUUGUUUUGUGGACAACAGUGACUGUGAAAACAGUGCAAUGUGAGCAAGUACUUUCACUCAUUACUCUAGUAAGUACAAAUUUGAGAUGCUCAAGUAUUUUUAUAUUCUGCAACUUUAUUCCUCUGCUCACUUGCAAUCUUUUUUUUUUAUCCCCUUUCUGUUAAGUGAAAACUGUUAUUUCCAAAUGUGUUAAUUUUGGAUGUAUGUGAUAAUUAAGGUCCUAUAUGGUUGAAGAAAACUCAACUUCUGAGGCUAAUAAACUCUUUAAAACCCUUUUGGAGUAUCAGGAAAAACCAAUGCGACAAAGCUGAAAACAAGGUUUUUUUUCUUAGCUUUUAAAAAGCUGACUUUUUUUUUAGAAACAUGGUUCUCACAGGACAGACGCUACAAUCAUGGACAAAAGUUUUGGCACUGACAUAAAUUUUGGUUUUGGUUUUAACUUCCUGAUUUGUUCUUUUAGAUUUUGUUCUACAUGGUUCAUAUUUUCAUUGAGGAACAAUUAUAAUCACUGUAUAUGUUUCAAAGACUUUUAUUUGCAAAUAAGCCACACUGAUGUAAAGAAUUAAUGUGUCAGCGCUAAAGCUUUAGGCCUUUACUGUACAAACAUCCAAUGAUCUUAUAGAAUAUAAUUGUUGUAGAUAAAACUUUAGAUGAAGUUGAUAAAAUGAGCUCAACAACAAACAUCUACUGCAAUAAAAUGCCACAUUCUUGCAAGAACAAAAAUAUGUUUAAUU
Molecule: messenger RNA, 3892 nt
Organism: Sphaeramia orbicularis (orbiculate cardinalfish)
Lineage: Eukaryota; Metazoa; Chordata; Actinopteri; Kurtiformes; Apogonidae
Gene: rbm19
Product: RNA binding motif protein 19
Exons: 24
Coding region: 106-2871 (921 amino acids)
Molecular function (GO): mRNA binding
Source: RefSeq, a predicted model, not a curated record